Molecule: messenger RNA, 642 nt
Organism: Clonostachys solani
Lineage: Eukaryota; Fungi; Ascomycota; Sordariomycetes; Hypocreales; Bionectriaceae
Source: the annotation of a GenBank genome assembly
AUGAGAAUCAUCAGCAACGGCGAGACCCAUUUUGACAAAGAUGGAGCACUUGGAUUACUGGGGGAGUCCGAGGUAGAUGAAGAGGUCGUCAACGACUACCUGACCGGUGAGCCUUACUUUCAAGUCAAACCGCCUAAAACAACAGGCCGAGAGCUCUUUUCAGAUGACGUCGCACGUGCACUCGUUGAAAAGAUGAGAUCUCGCCACAUGAGCCCUCAGGCCAUCAUUGCCACUAUUACAAGAAUCACAGCUGAGUCUAUCGCCCGUGCGUACGAGCAAUACGUCCUGCCUCACCUUGAUGAGGGCAAGACAAUCGAUGAAAUCUAUAUCUGUGGCGGUGGUGCGUACAACCCGAACAUUAUGAAGCAUCUACAAACGCGCUUUCCUGCCAGCCGGGUGGCCAGGCUCAGCGAGGCACCCACCAAGAUCGAGCCCAACGCCAAGGAAGCAGUCAUGUUUGCGCUAUUGGGGUUUCUGUCAGUCAGUGGCCGCACUGUUCCACUUGCGGCUGAUUCAGAGUCUACAGAACCUGCUGUCAUGGGUGUCAUCACACCUGGUGAGAAUUAUCGGCAGAUUAUCGACGCUGUGGUUAGAAAUGAAGGGUUCUUAGCAAACGGAGUGUUGGGCCGUAUUCAAAUGUAA